AUGUCCAUGAUGAUGGCUGCUCCUAAUUUGGUGAGAUGUUACAGUUCAUACAGAAAUGCUGUGAUGAGUGAUGCUUCGAAGUCCAAAUCCAAGUCCAAGUCUAAGACAGAUGGUGAAGCUGGUGUUGUUGUCAUUGGGAGUGGCAUUGGUGGACUUUGUUGCGGAGCACUGCUGGCAAGAUACGAGGAAGAUGUGUUGGUGUUGGAAAGCCAUGACCAACCCGGUGGUGCUGCCCAUUCUUUUGAUAUCAAAGGCUACAAGUUUGAUUCUGGGCCAUCAUUGUUCUCUGGCUUGCAAUCAAGGGGUCCUCAGGCUAAUCCUCUUGCUCAGGUUUUGGAUGCCCUUGGCGAGUCUCUUCCAUGUGCCUCUUACGAUUCCUGGAUGGUUUACAUACCUGAAGGUCAAUUCUUGUCACGCAUAGGCCCGACGGAGUUUUUCAAGGACCUUCAACAGUAUGCAGGUCCAAAUGCUGUACAUGAGUGGCGCAAACUCUUAGAAGCUAUACUUCCAUUAUCUACAGCUGCAAUGGCUCUUCCCCCUCUAUCUAUUCGAGGAGACUGGGGUGUGGUUUCCACUGCUGCAGCUAGAUAUGCUCCCUCUCUCUUAAAUUCUUUUCUUCAAAUGGGACCUAGGAAUGCUCUUGGGGCAACAAAACUUCUCAGACCUUUCUCCGAAAUACUCGAUGAUUUGCAUCUCAAAGACCCUUUCAUACGGAAUUGGAUUGACCUCCUCUCAUUCUUGCUUGCUGGGGUCAAAGCUAACGCUAUACUUUCAGCAGAGAUGGUUUACAUGUUUGCAGAAUGGUACAAACCAGGAUGCAGUCUUGAGUACCCCCUUCAUGGAAGUGCAGCUAUUGUGGAUGCUCUUGUGCGAGGACUAGAGAAAUUUGGUGGAAGAAUUUCUCUCCAAAGUCACGUGGAAAAGAUUGUUGUUGAAAAUGAUAGAGCCAUUGGAGUCAAGCUGAGGAGUGGUCAAUUCGUACGUGCUAAAAAGGCUGUUGUCAGCAAUGCAUCGAUGUGGGACACCUUAAAAUUGCUACCUAAAGAAGUUGUUCCAAAGUCUUAUUCAGAUAGGAUUAAGACGACUCCUCAGUGUGAUUCAUUCAUGCAUCUCCAUUUGGGUUUUGAUGCUGAGGGUAUACGCAGUGAUCUGGGGAUUCAUCAUAUAGUAGUAAAUGAUUGGAAAAGGGGAGUUGAUGCAGACCAGAAUGUUGUGUUGAUAUCAAUACCUAGUGUACUUAGUCCUAAUCUUGCCCCGCUUGGGAAACACGUCUUACAUGCUUAUAUGCCAGGAACUGAACCAUUCGAGUUGUGGGAAGGACUUGAUCGUAGAAGUGCUGAAUACAGAAAUCUGAAAGCUGAAAGAUCAGAGGUAAUGUGGAGAGCUGUGGAGAGAGCAGUGGGGGAAGGUUUCAGCAGAGAGAAAUGUGAAGUGAAGUUGGUUGGAAGUCCACUGACACAUGAAAGGUUUCUUCGGAGGAACAGAGGAACAUACGGGGCAGCUAUGGAAGCUGGCAAAGAUACCUUUCCUGGACAUUCAACUCCAAUCUCACAGCUUUAUUGUUGUGGAGACUCCACCUUUCCUGGCAUUGGAGUCCCUGCAGUUGCUGCCAGUGGUGCAAUUGUGGCUAAUUCAUUAGUCUCAGUAUCUCAACAUUCCAACCUGCUUGACGCGAUUGGCAUAUGA
Molecule: messenger RNA, 1686 nt
Organism: Sphenostylis stenocarpa
Lineage: Eukaryota; Viridiplantae; Streptophyta; Magnoliopsida; Fabales; Fabaceae
Source: the annotation of a GenBank genome assembly